Molecule: messenger RNA, 5119 nt
Organism: Euleptes europaea (tarantolino)
Lineage: Eukaryota; Metazoa; Chordata; Lepidosauria; Squamata; Sphaerodactylidae
Gene: PRDM2
Product: PR/SET domain 2
Exons: 8
Coding region: 42-5102 (1686 amino acids)
Biological process (GO): regulation of transcription by RNA polymerase II
Cellular component (GO): nucleus
Molecular function (GO): DNA-binding transcription factor activity, RNA polymerase II-specific; protein binding; RNA polymerase II transcription regulatory region sequence-specific DNA binding
Source: RefSeq, a predicted model, not a curated record
UUGUUGUAUGUCUCUUUUCAGAACACGGGCAGGAUUUCAGAAUGAAUCAGAUCUCAACGGAGCCUGCAGUAUCAGUUGAGACGUUGGCGGAUGUACCUGAUCAAGUGCUCAAAGGACUUCCUGAGGAAGUGAAGCUUCUCCCCUCUGCUGUUGACGAGACACGGCUUGGUGUCUGGGCGACAAAGCCAAUUUUCAAAGGCCGAAAGUUUGGACCUUUCGUUGGUGACAAGAAGAAAAGGUCUCAAGUGAAGAGCAAUGUAUUCAUGUGGGAGGUCUACUACCCAAACCUGGGAUGGAUGUGUGUUGAUGCUACAGAUCCAGAGAAGGGAAAUUGGCUCCGGUAUGUAAACUGGGCACGUUCCGGAACGGAGCAGAAUCUCUUCCCUUUGGAGAUCAACAGAACCAUUUACUACAAAACCUUAAAGCCCAUCGAGCCCGGCGAGGAGCUGCUGGUGUGGUACAAUGGGGAGGACAACCCGGAGAUAGCCGCCGCGAUCGAGGAGGAGCGGGCCAGCAACCGGAGCAAGAGGAGCUCCCCCAAAGCCAAGAAAGGGAAGAAAAAAUCCCAAGAGGCAAAAAACAAAGGGAAGAAAGCGACAGACAAAAAGCAGAAGACCGUUUUGGAUAUUACUCCUGCAGAGAUGAGAGACCCUAAAGAAGGCCAUAAACAGGAGGAUGCCAGUCCUUCCGUUUCAGCCGUGCUGUCCCUGGAACAGACUGCCGUGAUCCAGGAGAUGGUAGACCAAGACACGCUUCCAAACUUAGUCAUCUCCAGUCCCGUCAGCGAGCCACAUACAAUGACCGAACAGAAACAAGAGGCGAUAACAUGCGAAUCAGAAGUUCUGGAGGAGAGGGAAGAGCUUGAGGAAGUGGAGGAGGAGGAAGAUGAAGAUGAUGAUGAAGAGGAGGAGGAAGAAGAGGAGCAGCCGGAGGAGGAGGAGGAGGAGGAAGACGUGAAUUUGCCUAAAGAGAUCCCCGAGGUGGAGACCAUGUCUUUGUGUGGAGACAAGCUCGAAUCCGCUGAAGAGCAGAGCAGCGUGUCUGAAGAAUCUCCAGAAAGCUCCCCCAAGAAAAAGCCCAUGGUGAAAUUCCCUAAAGACCAGGAGGAAUCCAAUGGCAGUAUCCAGGGAACGUUUAUGUUCCCUUGUCAACACUGUGAGAGGAAGUUCACGACAAAGCAAGGACUUGAGCGCCACAUGCACAUCCACAUAUCGGCCAUUAGCCAUGCUUUCAGGUGCCGCUAUUGUGGCAAAGCCUUUGGCACACAGAUCAACCGGCGGAGGCACGAGCGGCGUCAUGAGGCUGGGCUAAAAAAGAAGUCGUUCCUGACACUUGCUUCAGCUCCGCUGUCUGACGGCGGCACUAAAAGCCAAGCGAUUGCAGAAGAAGGCGGGGCGAAAGAGGAAACUAACGCCAAGCAAGACUUGACAUCCUUGGAUAAAGAUAAAAGUUCUCAAGAAACAUCAAACUCCAUUCUUGAAGAAAUCAGGGAACCCAAAGAGUUGCACCCAUGCAAAUAUUGUAGGAAGGUUUUUGGAACACAUACCAAUAUGCGCAGGCACCAGCGGAGGGUUCACGAGCGUCAUCUGAUCCCCAAAGGUGUCCGAAGAAAACCAGAAGAGCCACAAGUCCCAGCAGAACAAACCCAGCAAGCCCAGAGUGUGUACGUAGCCAGCACGGACCUCGAGGAGGAGACAGAGACUGAUGAUGUAUACAUUAUGGAUGUUUCCAGCAAUAUAUCUGAAAAUCUCAAUUACUAUAUUGAUGGUAAGAUCCAGUCCAACAGUAGCACAAGCAAUUGCGAAGUGAUCGAGGUGGAAUCCAGCUCAGCAGAGCUCUAUGGAAUAAACUGUUUACUCAGUCCCGUGACAGUGGAAAUAUCCUCGAGUGUGAAGGCCACGCAAACGCACCCGACCGACGUACUGAAAGAGUCUCCGCUCAGUAGUAACAGCGAGCCUAAAAAGAGGAGGACCACGAGUCCCCCUCUCCUCCCGAAGAUAAAAACAGAAAUGGAUCCGGAGCCAAUAACAUCUGUCUGCUCGUUGACGAUUCCUCUGACCAUAACAACAGCGGACAGCUUGUCUUUUCCCAAAGAGAAAAGUAUUUACUUAUCAUCCAAGCUGAAGCAACUUCUCCAGACUCAGGACAGUAGCAAGGUAGCUCCAUCACCCCCAUCAUCGUCAUCGUCGUCGUCAACUGAAAUCCCCAAGCUGGGACUUCCGGCCGCUUCUCCACCUCUUCUGCCCACAGCCUCGAGCAGGUUCAAAAGGAGAACCAGUUCCCCACCCAGUUCCCCACAGCACAGCCCGUCCCUACGGGAUUAUGGCAAAGUGAGCGAGGGGAAAUCUCUUUGGAACGACCCAGUACUAGGAGCAAAAAUGCCCAAGGUAGAAAGUCAUAGUAGUUCUCCUGCCUGGAGUUUAUCCGGUCGAGAAGAAAAAGAGUCCAUGAGCCCUCUAUGUUUAGAAGAAUAUAAAGCACCAAAAGACUGGACAGCCAGUCCUCCCUUUGGCAACGUUUGCAACCAGCAGCCCUUGGAUUUAUCCAGCAGCGUCAAGCAAAGGUCAAAUUGCAAGAACAGGGCCCAGGUUCCUUGGGAAUCUGUGUUAGAUCUCAGCGUGCAUAAAAAGCCUUCCGCUGACACCGAGUCCAAGGACAGCAAGGAAGUUAACUUGGUACAGCCGGCCUGUGGCAGCGUUAAGAAGAAGCCGACCACCUCCAUGCUACAGAAGGUUCUGCUGAACGAAUACAACGGGACUGAUUCAGCCUCGGACAACUCGGCGGCAGAAACCAAUCUGAGCCAGAGUGUAGGAAAAUCCCCCGAAGCUCAUCCAGAGCCUCAUCUCCAUGUUUCAGCCCCUGUGUCAGCCUCUGAGUCAGGUUCCUGUAGUCCUUCCACCAAGAAAUCUGCACCUCCGGCAUCUACCAUUCCUUCCUGUCAGCUUCCUCCUCUUCUGACGCCCACAAAUUCUCCUUCCCCACCACCCUGCCCCCCUAUGUUAAAGGUUCCCACUCCGCCCCCUCCUCUGCUCCCUACUGUCCCUUCACCACUCUCAGAAGAACAUGUUAGUGGCACUCCUAGUUCAUGUCCCUCUCCCCUGUCCAAUGCUACUGCUCAGUCCCCUCUUCCAGUCCUCUCUCCUACUGGCUCGGCAUCACCCGUUCCCUCUGUAGAACCUCUUAGCUGUGCUUCACCAGGGCCUCCCAAUCUUUCCUCGUCAUCCUCUUCUUCCUCUUUUUCUUCAUCCUCUCCUUCCUCUUCGUCCUCUUCUUCUCCAUCCCCUCCUCCCCUCUCUGCAGUUUCUUCAGUCCUGUCCCCUGGCGACAAUGCAGAAAACUCUGUUCCCAUCCUAUCUUUUAAACAAGAGGACCUGGAAAGCGAACUUCAGAAACCCAGGGAAGACCCGCGCAGCUCCAACGAAACAGGUCUUGUUCAGGAAAUGUUCAGCAAAAACUUUGUGUGCAAUGUCUGCGAGUCUCCUUUCCUUUCCAUUAAAGACCUAACAAAACAUCUCUCUGUUCACGCCGAGGACUGGCCCUUCAAAUGCGAAUUCUGCGUACAGCUUUUUAGGGACAAAACAGACUUGUCUGAACAUCGCUUCUUGCUCCACGGAGUUGGGAACAUUUUUGUGUGCUCCAUCUGCAAGAAAGAGUUUGCCUUUUUAUGCAAUUUGCAACAGCACCAGCGAGAUCUCCACCCUGACAAAGAAUGCACCCACCACGAAUUCGAAAGCGGGACUCUGCGACCACAGAACUUUACAGAUCCUAGUAAGGCACACAUUGAACACAUGCAAAUCCUACCUGAUGAAUCUGCUGAACCAACUAAGGAGGAGGAAGAAGAUGAAGAACUCAAUGACUCUUCCGAAGAGCUUUAUACCACCAUCAAAAUAAUGGCUUCAGGGGUCAAGUCUAAAGAUCCUGAUGUCCGUAUGGGACUCAAUCAGCACUACCCAAGUUUUAAGCCCCCUCCGUUUCAAUAUCACCACCGCAAUCCAAAUGGGAUUGGAGUCACUGCCACAAAUUUCACCACUCACAAUAUUCCACAAACGUUCACCACUGCCAUCCGCUGCACAAAGUGUGGGAAAAGCGUGGACAACAUGCCCGAAUUGCACAAACACAUCUUGGCCUGCGCUUCGGCCAGCGACAAGAAACGGUACACGCCGAAAAAGAAUCCCGUGCCAUUAAAACAGACAGUGCGCCCGAAAAACGGGGUCAUCCUUCCGGGUCCUGCGAGCAACGCUUUCAGGCGCAUGGGGCAGCCCAAGAAACUCAAUUUCAGCGUCGAAAUGAGCAGGAUGUCCUCCAACAAGCUCAAGAUAAGUGCACUGAAGAAGAAGAACCAGCUGGUCCAGAAAGCCAUAUUGCAGAAGAAGAAGUCUCAGCAAAAGGCCGAACUGAGGAACAGCGUGGCUGAGCCGAGCUCUCAUAUCUGCCCCUAUUGCAACAGAGAAUUUACAUACAUUGGCAGUCUGAACAAACACGCCUCCUACAGCUGUCCCAAAAAAACCAUUUCCCCAUCCUCUAAAAAGAACGCUAAAAAGAAGAGUGCGGCUUUCUCUUCUGGCAGCGGCGACAAAAGCGGGAACCAGCGGCGGCGGACAGCGGACGCCGAGAUCAAAAUGCAGAGCAUGCAGGCACACUUGGGCAAGACCAGAGCCCGGAGCUCCGGGCCCACCCCCGUUCAGCUGCCCGCGGCAUCCUUCAAGAUGAAGCCAAACGUCAAGUUCCUACCGUCUGUUCGAUCCAAAAAGCCGGGGGCAUCCUUGGCACCCCGGAACACCAGCCCCGUGCGAGUGGCCAAGGUGCCUCCAGCGCAGAGCAAGAGGCCGAAAGGGAUCUCCAAGAACGGUUCCUCCGGGCUCUCCAGCAAAGCCUCCCGCAAACUGCACGUUCGGAUACAACGGAACACAGUGGCCCUGGCCAGCAAGCCAUCGGCUGCCGGCAAAAAAAAGCCCGAUCGGUUUAGCGCAAAGUCCAGAGAAAGGACUGGGGGACCCGUCACCCGGAGCCUGCAGCAGGCAAGCAGCGCGGACUCCCCGGAGAGCAAAAAGGAAGAAACUAGCACAAGGCAGGAGUUAAAAGAUUUCAGGAACCUUCUGUAGCAGCAAACCAGACCUUU